Messenger RNA from Thlaspi arvense, 423 nucleotides. Lineage: Eukaryota; Viridiplantae; Streptophyta; Magnoliopsida; Brassicales; Brassicaceae. The record is from the annotation of a GenBank genome assembly.
AUGAUAAUAUGGAGUCUGUGUCUUAUCUUUUCUCUUUCUAACUCAAUACUUGUUUCGGCAUCUCCUGCUAAGCACUUGUGUCGUCCAGACCAGAGGGAUGCUCUUUGGGAUUUCAAGAACGAGUUCUAUGUCGAAGAAUUUCAGAACCAUCCAACACCUGUGGAUAAGAAGACAAAGAGCUGGAGAAACAACACUGAUUGUUGUUCUUGGGAUGGUACCUCUUGUGAUCCUAAGACAGGCAAGGUCAUUGAGUUAGACCUCGUGGUAGGAGACGUGAGGGAAGCUGGAGUUGUGUGUGGUGGUGGAAGAGUUCCGAACCGAUCGACACAACCAAAAGAGACACCCGAAGGGGUGCAAUUGAAAAGUCAAUGGAAGAAGGCUUCAAUGAAGGAAUUAAGACUACACUAUGGGUGGCAGAGUUGA